AUGAGCAGGUUUGGCACACCACAUACCCUAGUCACAGACAACGGGAAACAGUUUGAUUGCGCCAAGUUCAGGGAAUACUGCGCUGAACUGGGGAUCAACCUGAAGUUCACUUCCGUGGCACAUCCACAGACCAAUGGCCUCACCGAAGUCACCAAUUGCACUAUCCUAUCUGGAAUCAAUAAGAGACUUGGAGAUUUGAAAGGGAGAUGGGUAGACGAGUUGUACCACGUAAUAUGGGCUUAUAGAACAACUCCUAGAAGGGCCACAGGAGAAACAUCCUUCCGGCUCACUUACGGAACAGAGGCUGUCCUUCCCGUAGAAAUGGGAAUGCCCACACUCAGGGUACAAAUCAUAGACGAAGAGCGCAACGAAGAAGCAAUGAAGCUGUGCCUAGACCUGUUAGAAGAGAGAAGGCACCAAGCAUCCAUACACGCAGAGGCCUACCGCAGACAAAUGACUAAGUAUCAUAAUGCUGGAGUCAAGGAACGAAGCUUUUCAGAAGGUGACUUAGUCCUUAAAAAAGCUGAAAUAGGGAAAGGAGCUGCAGGAGUGGGAAAACUCGAGCCCAACUGGGACGGUCCUUACCGAGUCACUGAAGUUGUAGGGAAAGGAGCAUAUAGAAUAGCUCAUCUAGAAGGCACACCAUUGCCUAGAACCUGGAAUAUCGAGAAUUUGAAGAAAUAUUUCCAGUGA
Messenger RNA from Mercurialis annua (annual mercury), 693 nucleotides. RefSeq lists its product as uncharacterized. Gene Ontology annotation, molecular function: nucleic acid binding. The record is from RefSeq and is a predicted model, not a curated record. The transcript has a single exon. Gene Ontology annotation, biological process: DNA integration. NCBI's taxonomy places the organism in Eukaryota, Viridiplantae, Streptophyta, Magnoliopsida, Malpighiales, Euphorbiaceae. The coding region runs from base 1 to 693 and encodes 230 amino acids.